AUGCGACGCGUUGGCAUGGAUCGUUUUAGGCUCGUCAUCAGCCUUGAUCGGAACGUCCGCGAACAGGGAGAGGGCGCACCGUUUGAGCCGCAUGCUUCCACAUCCGACUAUGACCUGCUCUAUCCUUCCAUAUCGAAGCAGCGCUGGAGCUCCGCUCCAUGGGCUCGACGUCUAGGUGGAUUUGCAGAACGAUCCUCGUACGGGCUGGUCCCAACUCUCGUUGGCUUGCCCUUGCUCGUCUCCAUAUUUGCCCACGUCUAUUUCCAGAUGUUCUCGACACUACACAUCUUUCUUGCAAUCGUCUGGAUCGGCUUGCCUGUCGCAACUAUCUCUAUUUUGGUCACCCUGGCAUCGAGGUCGCUAAGCAACCGCAGUUGCAACAGCAGCACAAGGAGCGACAAGAUCAAGGCCAUCGUUCUGCUGGCUCUCACGUGCACAGUCGCUUGGAGAACUUUCACCGUCAGCCCUCGCCGAGGCCUCUCCGACUUUUCAGGUGCUCCUGCCAACAACGAGACCACGUAUAUCGCUGCCAAUCUAUACAACUCAGAGCACCUUUUUCCCGCCUUCUCAGACUCGCUUCUGGAGCUAGUCGACCACCUCGGCAGAGACAAUGUCUACGUUUCCAUCUACGAGAGCAACUCUGAGGACCGGACAAAGCAGCUCCUCUCGUUGCUUGAACACGAUCUGCAGCUUCGUGGUGUCCAAAACAGCAUCCGCAUGCUCGACAACACUCGCAGACAAGACAUGGAUCGCAUCGAGCGUCUCGCCAUCAUCCGCAACGAAGCUCUGAACCCAAUACAAGCAGGCGUCCACGGCUUGCACGGCCGCCCCUUUUCCAAAGUCAUCUGGCUGAACGACAUCUUCUUCCGCCCAGAGUCCGUUCUAGAAUUGCUCGCAACGAACGAGGGUCACUUUGACCAGGUUUGCGCGCUCGACUAUCUGCCACUAGGCUUUUAUGACACAUGGGUCAUGCGAGAUGUGCAACGGAAUCGUCCGACACCACUAUGGCCCUACUUCAAGCUCGAGCAGGAUAUCGCCAGCUUGCGCAGAGGCGACGUCAUCCCAGUCAACAGCUGUUGGAACGGCAUCACCAUCUUCGACGCAAAAUGGUUCCUGCCCACAGGCAAGGAUGGCAACGACUCGUCUACAAACGCAGGCGUCGACGACGGUCCCAUCCGCUUCCGAACACAUCCUCAGUGUCUGGCGUCCGAGUGCCUUCUCCCGAGCUACGACAUCCACGUCCGCAGCAGGCGGCGACCGCUCAUUUUCGUCAAUCCCAAGGCCGUGGCCACUUACCAAUGGCGGGACCACCUCAUGUACGACUGGGUCAUGCGCUCCAACAUUGUCAAUCUGUGGAGCCGCAUCUGGCAAGACCUGAUCAGCCACUCUCUUUUUGGCUUUGUCGUAGAGCUCGGACGCAAAAAGGACGACUGCGAAGAAGUGAUGCGCAGCGGCUGGAAGCCGGCACCGACAGAACCCUAG
This is a messenger RNA of Pseudozyma hubeiensis SY62, 1482 nucleotides long. Its product is annotated as glycosyltransferase. The transcript is spliced from 4 exons. The coding region runs from base 1 to 1482 and encodes 493 amino acids. The record is from RefSeq and is a predicted model, not a curated record. Lineage: Eukaryota; Fungi; Basidiomycota; Ustilaginomycetes; Ustilaginales; Ustilaginaceae.